Messenger RNA from Carassius auratus (goldfish), 3461 nucleotides. RefSeq names its product endoplasmic reticulum membrane sensor NFE2L1-like. The record is from RefSeq and is a predicted model, not a curated record. Gene Ontology annotation, molecular function: RNA polymerase II cis-regulatory region sequence-specific DNA binding; DNA-binding transcription factor activity, RNA polymerase II-specific. Gene Ontology annotation, cellular component: nucleus. Gene Ontology annotation, biological process: regulation of transcription by RNA polymerase II. Lineage: Eukaryota; Metazoa; Chordata; Actinopteri; Cypriniformes; Cyprinidae. The transcript is spliced from 6 exons. The coding region runs from base 242 to 2437 and encodes 731 amino acids.
CCGCUCACUUCUGCCAUAUAAAUACACUCGCACACUAUUAUAGAGCAUGUCAGGUUGUGUGAUUCAGAUCAUCCAAGAGGAGCAUCCCGCUCUCAGGUUUUUUUUUCAAUGAACUAAAUAAAAAUAAAAAGUUUUGUUCAUAUAGAAAGUAUUGAAAUUCUAGAGCUGGAUACACAAGCACACUCAAAUAGCAUCUGAGACUGAUUUGGCUCAUUCUUUGCUCUUGGCGCUGGUUUGGACCAUGCCGGACCUGAAGAAGUUCCUCACAGAGGGCCUGAUCCAAGUAGCUAUUCUUCUCAGUCUGGCUGGGAUGCGUGUGGACGUGGAUCCCUACCUGCCCCCUUUAAGUGAAAUCAUUCUGGGCCCAAAUUCAGCUCUAACUCAGGCUCAAUUCCACAAUCUUCGAAAUAUCUUGGAUGGAUAUAACCUGCACCCAAAAAGCGCAGAUCUAGAUGGGUUCUUCACAGCUCGCAGGCUUCUGAGCUGGGUUCGCUCCCUGGACCGCCUGCAGGUGCCAGCGGCGGAGCUGGAAGCCUGGUUGGUCCACGGGGAGCCUGACAAUGGAGUCUCCAUUCCAGCUCAAGUGGCUCUCCUCGAGGAAGGUGGAGGACUUGAAGAUGUGGAGGAACCCUCAGAGCUGAGCAUGAGGUUGGGAAAUGGAGGAGAAGCGGGUUAUGAUGCAACUGAGGACCAAACCCUCGGAGCUUUAGGGCACAUGUCAAGAAACCUCAACCUUCCAAAUGAUGAUGAACUCUUUAAAGAGGAGGGAGAUGGUAUGUCUUUCUUCUGGGAGCAGGAACCUCAAAAUGUCCACCAGGAGCAGCUGGAAAAUGCAAGAACCCAACCUCUCAACAUGUUUAAUGAGGACGAAGAAGAGGAGGAUGAGUUUAUGGUGGAGAGCUGGAGACAAACAAAUCCAUUUCACAACCAGAUGUUUGAAGAGGAUCUGCAGUUGUCAAGUGCAAGGGAGCAUGCUUCUCUUUCCAUUGAAGAGUGCUUGCAUCUCAUCGACGCAAACUUCCACUCAGGAGGAGAUCCAGAGUUGUCAGGUCCUGAUGUACAGGAUGCAGGAGAACAUGCACUUUCAGAGUUUCAGGGGCCACUCAUGUCACCCUUGUUGCCUGAACAGGAGCCCACAACAUUAGAGCAACAAUGGCAAGAUGUUUUGGCCAUCAUGGAAUCGCAGGACAUGGAUACAGCUGAAACAGUAGACCAAUCACCCUUCAUGGAUACAGCUGAAACAAUAGGCCAAUCUCCCUUCAAUAUCAGUGAUCCAGACACAAAUACUGGAUCAAUUGGAAACAUUAUUCAACAGGAUGUUAGCCUUCACCAAGCUGCUCUACCAAGAUCCACUGAAACACAAAACCACACUACAACCAGUAACAACCACUCCAUGCCAAACAUCAAUUUGGACAAUUCAUCUAACGUAGAAGCCUUUGAAGACUCCGAUAUCAUAGACCUCUUUCUGACUGCUGGCACUAGCCUGCCAAGCCCUAUAGAUCCUCUGCUGGAGGAGGCCAUGCUUGAUGAGAUUGGUCUAAUGGAUUUGGCGCUGGUAGAACUCAGCCAGACACAGUCUGAAGAGAUAAACCCAGUGGAUUCUGACUCUGGUUUAUCCUUGGACUACAGUCAAAGCCCUGCCUCUCCUAGUGGAUCUGAAUCUUCCAGCUCCUCCUCAUCUUCUUCACGGUCCAGCUCAACCCCUGGUUUGAUGGAUGAGGAAGGCGCUGUGGGCUACACCCAUAUCAAAGAAGAGGAUGAAAAUGUGGGCGGGUACAUGCCAGAACAAAGCAAGAUGUGUCAAUCAAGCUUUUUGGAAGCCAGACAGUUCCAUCGCCUUCCUUGGCUCGAACACAUCGGGCACGAUCAUACCUACAACCAACCGCAAAGCCAGAAGAAACCUCCGAAAGAUCUUUCCGACGAGUCGCCGAAAAACAAGGUGCUGGAUCAUAUUUCCAGCCGGGACGAGAAACAUGCACGUUUGAUGAAUCUCCCGUUCUCCAAUGAACACAUCGUAAACUUACCCGUCGAUGAGUUCAAUCGGUUGCUAGCCAAAUAUCAUCUCAAUGAGGCUCAGCUCACGCUUAUCAGAGACAUUCGCCGCAGGGGUAAAAACAAAAUGGCUGCUCAGAGCUGUCGUCGGAGGAAGCUUGAUGUCCUGCUGGGACUGGAGUGCAGUGUGGAUAGCCUGCGACGCCUCCGGGCCAAACUGCUCAGGGAAAACUCUGAGAUCUUGCGCUCCAUCAGGGAGAUGAAGCAGCAUCUUAAUAGCUUGUAUCAAGAGGUUUACGAGAGACUGAGGGAGGAACAGGGACUGCUGUACACUGACAACAACUUUACUUUGCAGCAAGACAGCACCGGCCAUGUAACAUCACAACGCAGAUCAGAUUCACACUCCAGACGCAAACUUAGCAAGAGACAAAAACACAAGAAGUGAGAUGGAGGACUCAUGCUAUAACAAUGCUCAGGAAAAAUGCUCUCUGCUGUGAAAUCCACCUGAUGGUUUUCCACGUUUCGAUGGGAAUUUGCACCAAGUAGGGUAUAUUUACCCAAGUGAUCAUCCUUGAUCAUGUAUUACAGUAUACUAUGUAGGCACACAAUACACCCUGACCACACAUCAGGUUCCAAGGUUUUGUUAUUAUAAGGCCAUAUCAUGAGUUUCCUUUGUCUUUUAAGAUAAAGGUGUUCAUGUACUCUAAAAAUCUACUGUAAUAGACAGCUAAACCACAGUUUGUGUGUAAGGCUGUGUCUAGCCAGAGAAAGCUCUCAACGCCGUUGUAUGUUUUACUUGUAAACAAGGCGCAGCAGAAAGCAACAGAUUGUUUAUUUCACAGAGAGGGUGAAAAAUUCUCAUUAAAGAAGCCUUUUCACUCAGAUAUACAUCACAAUGGGGGGAAGAAAGACAAUUACAACUUGUUUCACGUCCACUUUAAGAACAAAACAGGGCUAAAAGAACAUAAGGAGUAUCUGAAAUUGUUCCCAAAAUCAGAAAACCAAAAUAAUCCAAAAUUAGAGCAGCAAAUGGUAAAUUAUGCUUGGAAUCCAAGCACUGAAACAAAGGUUUAAUGCAUUUUAACUACCGCUUACUGGUAUAAUAAGUGUUGGUUUGGCAUCUCAUUAUGGGGAACACCUUCAUACCACGUGAGCUUAAUUUUGAGCAAGAUUAACAUUACAGUAACUAAACAGCAGGGUUGUAAGGAUGAGGAUUUUUGACCCACCGUUUUGAUUGCUUAUUUUAUUGUCUUAUUACAGAUUACGUUACUGUAACUCAUUGAUGAAAUGUUUGUUAAAAUACCAGUUCUGUAUUUGAUGUUUUAAAAUACUCCGUAAAUAAUUUAAACUUUUUUUUUUUUUUUAUAUACAUAUUCAAUCAUAUACCUUGUGCUGAAUAUUUUGCAGUGAAUUUAUGUUCUUGGUUACCAGCUGGGAUUGUUCUUGAUUCAAUUAAAAUAUUUAUUGUA